Molecule: messenger RNA, 1317 nt
Organism: Glarea lozoyensis ATCC 20868
Lineage: Eukaryota; Fungi; Ascomycota; Leotiomycetes; Helotiales; Helotiaceae
Exons: 1
Coding region: 1-1317 (438 amino acids)
Source: RefSeq, a predicted model, not a curated record
AUGUCUGAUCCAAACCGCUUUCUGCGGGCUCUUCGUGUUCAAUCCAGCAAGGGCAUGCAACCAUCGGAUCUAAAUACUCAGAUCGACCUCGGACUGCGAUAUGAUUUCGACAUUUAUCGCGUCGCGACAGAGAAACUCGCAUCUAGUCCUCUCUUUCUUCUGAAUACCACUGCGGGGCGUUUGGCCUACAACCACAACUACAAAUUCUCAACUGAAGCGGGGUUUGACCUUGACAUUCAUGAACUCGGAGGUGCUCUUAAAUUUAUGGCUUAUGACUUUGUAGCAUCCACAUAUCCAGACCAUGCGCCGAAGUUGAAGGAACAACUCAACAGCUACGCAGAAUCUCAUGGAAAUGAGGAGGUUUGGUACUUGGUCCAGCACCAUCCUUCAACCUCCAGCCUUCUACAAGCGAGUCAAAAGAAGAAAGUGGUUCCAUGCAGCAUCGAAAACCUGGUCAAAGUCUCUACUGGCGAACGAAAGCAUUACUAUGAGUAUCUAGAAGGACUUUCUUAUCUCCGAAGUCUGGGCACAAGAGAGGCUCAGGUCAACGAAUCCAAAAAGUCACCUCUGGAGAUUCCGGACCUUUUUCCGCACCGACUUGACCCUAAAACGUCGCUUUCGGUGGAAAACAUGAACAGGCUUUUCUUCACUCACCCGCUUAAAUUCCCCCAUACUCUUGUGGACGCCCAACAGAAGCUAUUCCACGCUUUCAAGCAAAUACGCCUGAUCCCACCCGAAGAAUUAACUUCAAAGAUCGGUCUAUUCUGUCAUCCCACUAUCAUCACUCGUCGCGGCAUCGCUCAUUUGGAGUACCUCACAAUACACAUGCCUUACAAUAAUCACAGCUAUAUCUUCGACGUCGCAACGAUUGGAUGGGAUCUUCUCACCUCCCACGCCGAAGGCUUUCACGGCCUACGCUUUCGUCGAAUCCUCGGCGCAGCCCACACCACGAAGAUAUUCUACAACUUUGACGAAGUUGAGGUUGUUCUUCGCCAGUCUCGUAGACUGCAAUUGCAAAACCGUAUGAGCCUUCAGCAUGAGGGUAACAUAGUCUCUGGUGAUCUUGAUUUCGAUUCCGCAGUGGAAAGUGCGGCUCAGUCGAGUGUUAUUGGUUGGAUAUAUGCCAAAAAUCUGCGAUACCUGCAGCAGAAAGUUGGGAGUGAGGAAAAUGCGUGUUUGGUCCGACCGAUGGGGAAGCUUACGCAGAAGUUGCUGGCGACUAAGGCUGUUGCUUUGAGGUGUAUUUUCCUGGAUCAGCGCAAGAAAUUCGCUCAACUAGGAGCUUCGCUUAGCGUCGAGCAACCUUCCAGCGAGUAG